AUGGCUUGGUAUGCAAUCCAAAAUGAUCGUGAUCGGAUAGGCCCUACAAAGAAGGCUAAAAUAAGCAGUGGUUCGGACGAAGAUCAAGCCAUCACACCGCAUCGCAUGCAUGAUCAGGAAAUCGUCGAGCAACUGACGCAAGUAGAAGGAUUAUGCCAAGAAUUACGACGAUGUGUUAUACGUGAUGUCUCAACGGUUCAACAAGCUUUAUCCUCUCCAUGCCUACUAUUUGAGACACCAGAAUUGACUAUAGACCCCAGUACUGUGUUCAAAGAAUUGUACCCAGCAUCCAUGAACGAUAUCCGAAUGUGGAAUAUACGUGAAAUGAGGAUCUGUAUAGAGUGGGGUAAAACGUUUGAUGCUUAUCAACGGCUAUCCCAUUUUGAUCAGGUAGGGAUAUCGGUCAUCCUUCAGUUUGCGAUGAUUAUUUCCAGUUGUCAUUUAGGUAGAGCAUGAAG
This is a messenger RNA of Strongylus vulgaris, 458 nucleotides long. NCBI's taxonomy places the organism in Eukaryota, Metazoa, Nematoda, Chromadorea, Rhabditida, Strongylidae. The record is from the annotation of a GenBank genome assembly.